Messenger RNA from Rana temporaria (common frog), 6794 nucleotides. RefSeq names its product MCF.2 cell line derived transforming sequence-like 2 (gene MCF2L2). NCBI's taxonomy places the organism in Eukaryota, Metazoa, Chordata, Amphibia, Anura, Ranidae. Gene Ontology annotation, cellular component: cytoplasm. The coding region runs from base 324 to 4028 and encodes 1234 amino acids. The transcript has 33 exons. The record is from RefSeq and is a predicted model, not a curated record. Gene Ontology annotation, biological process: intracellular signal transduction. Gene Ontology annotation, molecular function: guanyl-nucleotide exchange factor activity; protein binding.
UUCCCUGACAUCACCACAUCUCUGUGCUAGUAGCCCCUGGAGGCAGGUAUUGAGGCUGCACAGUGCACACCAUGGACUGAAUGGGGGAAUGCCGCAUCAGCACCAGCAGCAGCAUCAUCAAGAGACAAGCAGGUGCCAGGCUCGGAGCGCCCAUCGGGUACAAGCGGAGGGGUCGGGGCUGACGGGUGCUGCUGGAACACCGGCGUGCGUUGCCUAGUGACAGGUGGAUGUCAGACUGAAGAACUGGGAGUGGCACCGCCUGGCUUUGUAUCCCGGCACAUUGCAGUCUGCCCACCCGCCCGGCAUCGGGGAACAGCUGGGAAAUGCUGUAUUGGCUGAAGGAAGAAGAGAUGUCACACCACGAGCUCACCCAGAGGCUGGCCACUGUCAUCACCCAUGUCGACGAAAUCAUGCAGCAAGAGAUCAGACCCCUGCUUGCCGUGGACCUUAUGGAACAGCUUCAUCGGCAGUUUGCUAUCUUGCCGGGGGGAAGAGGGAAUGAUGGAGCACCCAUAAUAACCUUCCCUGAAUAUCCCAACUUCACAGAAAUUCCCGAUGAUGAUUUUGUGAAUGUUAUUACCUACUUAACAAGCAUUCCCAGUCUGGAAGCAGCCAGCAUUGGGUUUGUCGUAAUCAUAGACAGACGGAAGGAUAAAUGGAGCUCCGUGAAGGCCUCUUUGACACGUAUAGCGGGGGCUUUUCCGGGGAACCUGCAGCUAGUGUUUGUUUUGCGGCCAUCUCGGUUUAUUCAAAGGGCCAUUUCUGACAUUGGCAUUAAACUCUACAGGGAUGACUUAAGAAUGAAGGUACCGAUUAUUAUGUUAAACUCUGUUUCGGAUCUCCUUGGAUACAUUGACAAAAGCCAGUUAACUAAUGAAUUGGGAGGCAGUCUGGACUACAGCCAUAGUCAAUGGAUACAGCACAGAACUGCUAUUGAGAGCUUUGCUCAGGUUGUGAAGACUACAGCGCAGAGUUUGCAGACAUUUGGCACACGCCUGGCAGAAACGGAACUCCCAAAUGAUGUCAUCUGCACUGAGGAGCUACUCGUGUCGCAUACAGAGCGCCAGACCAAGCUCAAAGAUGAUUUAAAGCUAGCUGUGCAACAAGGUGGGACUCUGCUGACAUGUAUAAAGGAGCCAGUGUCCAAAAACCCAAGCUGCAAGCUGACACCGGAUGAGCUGGAGAACAUGGCUACUGUUGAAAGAUUACUGGCCCAGCUGGAUGAGACAGAAAAAGCGUUCAACCAGUUCUGGAGUCGCCAUCAGCUAAAGUUAGAACAAUGCCUGCAGCUGCGACACUUUGAGCAUGAUUUCAGAGAGCUAAAGCUUACUCUGGAUGCACUGAUGGACACUCAAGCUGCUUUCACAGACAUUGGAGAUAGCGUAUCACGUGUAGAACAUCUUCUCAAGGAGCUGAAGCAGCUGGAAGAAAAAGGACAGGAGCUAUUGGAAAAAGCCCAGUUACAUGCUCUUCAUGGGGAUCAGCUGAUUCAGAACAACCACUAUGCUGUUGACUCCAUCAGGCCAAAAUGUAUAGAGCUGCGGCGUAUAUGCGAUGACUUCACUAACGAGGCCAAGAAAAAGUAUGACAUCCUAAGAAAAUCACUGGAUUUGCACCAGCAACUUGACAAGGCUAACCAGUGGUGUGAAGAUGGAAUCUAUCUCUUAGCUUCUCAAGCUGUGGACAAGUGCCAGUCACAGGAUGGAGCAGAGUCAGCACUCCAGGACAUUGAAAAGUUUAAUGGACGCUCAAUGGGUCACCAGCUGUCCAAUACAACAGAAUUCUACAACAAAUAUGAAACAAUUCUCUCCUCUGAGAUAAAGGCAAGUGUUCAAAAAGUACUACAGAAGCUGACUGAUGUUCAGGAAAUGUUUGAAAAGAGACAAGCAAGCUUAAAAAAACUAGCAGCCAAACAAACUAGACCUGUACAGCCUGUAGCUCCACAUCCUGAGUCUUCACCAAAGAGAGCUUCCCCUAAGACAGCCAGGCCAACAUCUCUAGCCACAACACGAAGAGUACCAGAUGUCCCAUGUGCCCCUCCAAAAUCUCUCUCUGAAGCUGAUCUGGCCAGAAAAAGGAACAAUAAGAAGACAAAAGGUGGAAUAAAGAUUGAAGUAAUGCUUGAAGCAAGUCAAGGUGGAACUAGUAGAUCACUAGCUAUGAGUGAAAGUGAAGAAAAUCUCUGUACAAGAAAAAGCCAUAUAAUUAAUGAGCUAAUAGAAACAGAGCGUGUUUACGUUGAAGAGCUACAAAGUAUACUAGAGGGUUAUGCAUCAUCUUUGGACAAUCCCGAAAUGAAUCCAUUGAUUCCUGUGGUUUUACAGAAUAGCAAAGACGUCCUUUUUGGAAAUCUUCAAGAAAUCUACGAAUUUCACAAAAGAACUUUUCUUAAAGAACUGGAGAAUUGUACUGAAGAUACAGAUUCACUUGGAAAAUGUUUUUUGAAAAGGAAGGAAGACCUUCAAAUUUAUGAAAAGUACUGCCAAAAUAAACCAAGAUCAGAAGCCCUUUGGAGGCAGUGCGCUGAAAGCAUUUUUUUUCAGGAAUGUCAACGAAAAUUGGAUCACAAACUUUCUUUGGAUGCCUAUCUUUUGAAACCAGUCCAGAGAAUUACAAAGUAUCAGCUGCUUUUGAAGGAAAUGCUGAAGUGCAGCAAAAAUUCAGAAGGCACAGCAGAAUUAGAGGAAGCUCUUUCAACUGUGUUAGAUAUAAUCAAAUCAGUCAAUGAUUCUAUGCAUCAAAUAGCCAUUACUGGAUACGAGGGGGAUCUCAGUGACCUAGGGAAGCUGCUCAUGCAAGGCUCCUUUAAUGUGUGGACUGACCACAAGAAGGGCCAUAAUAAAGUGAAAGAUCUGGCCAGAUUCAAGCCAAUGCAGAGGCAUCUCUUCCUGUAUGCAAAAACCCUUCUCUUCUGCAAGAAGAGGGAAGAGAGCACUGAGGGGCAUGAGAAGUCACCUUCCUAUAGUUUUAAGCAUGCUCUGAAGAUGAGUUCUGUUGGUAUCACUGAAAAUGUAAAAGGAGAUAAUAAGAAGUUUGAAGUAUGGUAUAAUGGCAGAGAAGAAGUGUACAUAAUUCAGGCAUCAUCUAUUGAGCAGAAAAGUCUGUGGGUUUCUGAAAUUAGAAAAGUACUAACAGGGCAACUUGAGGCAUGCAGAGAAGCUAGUCAGUUACAUCAGAGGAUAACAGAGAGUGUGUACCAUGCUCCAAUGAAUUCUACAAUUACUAGGUCAAACAAAGCAUCCCUGAACAACCAAAAUAAAGCAGAAUCCUCCAGUCAAAAUUCACUCAACAACAAGUACAGAACAACAAGUCCAGCCGGAAGACAUACAAAAGCUGAUAAACCUGCCAGUCAUAACCUAGAGCGCUCAGCGCUUGCUAGAAAGAGAUUCACAUUGCAGGGUCUCUCCAACCGCAGAACUCCACUCAAAGAACCAGAGUCUAAGGAGAAAGAAGCAACUCGCCGAUUUUCUUUAGCUUCCUCUAUCAGUUCAACUUCUAUAAAAGUUCCAACUCGUAUAAAAGGUCCUCUUGGUCCUGAUGUGAAAGCAAAGAGACAUGAAAUAAAGAGCGACCCUACUCCCUUGGGUCUAGAAGGUUGGCCAAGACAUCUGAACUCCUUAGAAACAUAUGAAGAUUUUUCUGCUAUUCCAUCCAGCAAUGAGGAACUUUCAAAUUCUUCUGAUAUUGAAGAAGAAACCACUACUUUCAAAGGGUCAAAGAUUUUCUCAGUGGGAAGCAGUUUUGAAACAUGUUCACCUAGCACGUUUUCCCUCAAAGAAGGGGAUGUAGUAUAUUUCAUACAGUGCGGAGAGAACGGACAGUGGUUAGUGAAGGAUCCUAUAUCAAAAAGAAAAGCCUGGGUGCCGUGUAAUAUAUUGACACCAGCAGCAUCUACUAAUGUGUGCCAGAAGGACAACAUCACAGCUUACAGUGACACGUGCCAAAUGUCAGUGGCAUCCGCCUCCAUGAAAGAGAAGCAGAACGAACACACAAGGAGUCUUGUAACAGAACAGAAGGCAGUAAGUUGAACUCCUGAAGUGGCAGCUUUGAGUCAUCAGUGGUUGUGUUACCCAGCCUGUAUCUACCAACUGACACAUAUGGUUUCUGGUUGAUCCUGUGGAAAGGCAGUGCGAAGAUCUGCAGAGCGUGGUAUUCCAAGAAGAUGAAAUUCUUGUAUGUAUUAUUUUCUACCAUGACCUACAUUAGGUCUACAUCAGAGAGGAAAAUGAACUAUGCAUUUGACUCUGUGCGGCUUCUGGUUUCACUGCGGCUGAAGAACUCUUUUCCAUCUUGAGAUUGUUUCAUAUUGACUUAAUAUCCUUCUUACUUGCUGAAUGCACAGAUAAAAGCUUUACUGGUUCCAAAAGCACUUUGCAAAUAAGUCUGUGCAACGAGAUUGUGUUUUUUAGGUGUUGACAUCUUGGUUCUAGUUUGGCCCCAACUACACAAGGCAUAUUAAUCAUCUAUAAGCAUGAGAUUUAACCCCUGGUUGGGUACUGCCCAAAUUGAAAUCAGUGUACUGCAUACUAGGUAAGCCUAGGUUCACACGUGAGCAGGCCGUGCAGCCCACGUUUGCUCAGGCACAGCGACCCUUCGCUUGAAUGGGCUGCUGUGCCUACAUUGCAGGUGACCAAUGCGAUUUACCUGCAGUUCCCAGAAACAGGCUGCAGGGGACCAUGCGAUUUAAUGCGGUUCCCACAAACGUGCUGCAGGAGAUGUGUAGGGGUGCCAUUCAGACUGAAUGUAAGCCCUGCUCGUCUCGUAAGAGCAGCAUGAUUUUGUUGAGGGUGCGGGCACAGGUGUGAUUCCUGCACCCACAAUCAGCCUGCAGGCAAGUGUGAACUUAGCCUGUCUGCAAGGGGUCACACCUCGUGUUCACAAGGAAUUAACAUUUCCGGGGCAGUUGAACCAUCAUGCUAUAUUCAAUGUGUAAUGUAUUAGCUCUUAACAAAUUCUUUAUUUUAUGUCUUUGUACACGCACAGUGAUUUUCCCCUCUUCCCAGGAAACUUUACUGGAUCUUCGCUAAAUUCAAGACAUUGUAGUAGUGUGCUUGUCUUUUAUCAUUUCUCUUGAAUGAAUGAUUUGCACUUUGAUAUCACAAUGUUGUAUGGAUAAAGAAAGUACUGCUAAUAUAAAAGUCACAUAACUUGCAUCUCUACAGAACUAUCACUUACCACAGUAAGGGGUCUAGUCAUUAAAACGUUUGCUAGACGAACAUCAUAAGCAUUUGCCCAGCUGUCACAAAAUCUGACCAUAUUUAGAAUAACAUGGACAGGCGUUUUUAAGCUGUAAAAAACGCUCAGAAAAGUGGCUGUAAAAACGCCAGUGGAAAUGAAGCCUUACAGUGAUUUUCUAUGAUUGUCCGCUCCAUCUAGAGGCCAUAUUUCAAAACAAUUCCACAUUAUGACCACUAGAUGGGGUGACAAUUAUAGGGAAAUCAAUGGAUUAAGCAAAAACGGACAGAUGUUGAAACAACUGGGCAAAUGCUAAAGAAUUUUUAUCCUGCUAAUUUUUUGUAAAGGGAUCCCCAAGAGUCAAGCAAGUGUAUUCACUAGAGUUAAAGUAAAAUGUGCAUAGUGCAGUAAUCUAUAUCAUUCAAUCACAAUUUACCCUACUGAAGCCAGAAAGUAUAAAAGAUUCUGAUUGGUUGCUAUUGUUACUGCAGUUUGCAUUUUAUUACCUGCACUGAUCUAUUGAAUAAGCCCAAAGAUCUUCUGCUAUGAAGAGUUCUGCUACUUACUGCCAGUAUUGUUCUAGAUAAUGUAGUUGAUCUGUUGAAAAUAUUGAUCUAUUUGUUCCUCUUAUACUGUAUCUAGAUGUAAUCUAAGAUCUUAAUUUGUCAUAAUUAGCCCAAAUGGCCACUAAUUAUGGCCUAAUUUUGCUGCUUCCGUCUAUCAGUAUUGUGUGCCAGUCCUAUGGACCUCAUUAGGGCCUCUACUGACAAACAGAUGUGCAGCUUUACACAAUGCCAGCAAAUACACAUCUACCCAAAACAAAAGUACUCAUUUGUCACUGUUAUUUAUUAAAUAUGAAUGUUAAAAACAUGAUUUAUUUUUACAUGUCAUUGAAUGCACAUAUUUUCCUGAUAGGUGAUUUUCUUUUAUAAUUUUGUGCAUAGUAUUUUAAGGCCAACUUCACUCCAGUGAUAUUUCUGAUUCAGAUAGACAGCAGCAGGUUGCACAAUCCACCGGUUUAUAAUCUUUCUCUAGAUCCUUCUAGCCUCCUACCAUAACAGAGCAAUCAUCCUGUUGCAUUUGUGUUCCCCAGUUGUUUUUUCUACACUGUGGAGAAUCCCGCAGGAUGGUGGGUAUAAACCUGGCCAAGUCACAAACUAGAGCAGGAAUGUGUGGACCAGCUUAGAACUUUGAAGGCAAGGUCUCUUUUCUAGGGAAGUGAGUGACUUGAACCCAGAACUGAAUCAUCAGCACUGAAAAGAAUUAUCAUCAUAUAGCCGAGUUCACAAGAUCAACAUACGUUCUCACCCACUGUCUCACUCACGGAUCACCAUUUCCAACAUUUCUGUAGGUUGGCAUCCACCUGGGGAUAAGACUCCUGGCAUCUGAGUUCAGCAAAUAGAGCAGUAAUUACUACUAUAUCCCCUCCACAGAUAGUUACAGGUGCAAUGUGGUAUCCAGUCAUUCCGACAUACCAUCUCCUUCUCACGUGUGUGUUACCCUGGUGUAUAGAAGGGAACUUCCUCCUUCACAUUCAUGGUAUAUAGGCAAGCAUGAAAAAAAAACACAGCUUUAUGGCGGUGAUCUGCAAAUUUUUUUUUUGUGACUGCGACAUUAUG